Colletotrichum karsti is the source of this 738-nucleotide messenger RNA. RefSeq lists its product as uncharacterized. The transcript has a single exon. The coding region runs from base 1 to 738 and encodes 245 amino acids. Lineage: Eukaryota; Fungi; Ascomycota; Sordariomycetes; Glomerellales; Glomerellaceae. The record is from RefSeq and is a predicted model, not a curated record.
AUGUCUCGCACACCAAGAGCUUGUGAUGGCAGAGAAUGCGCCUGUCAUACACAUUCCGACAACAUAGUCGACAGCAGCAGCAGCUUAAAUACCGAAGGUAACAAUCUUGAUGCCGCAAAUCUACGCCAAUAUCUUCUCGAAGAGGGUCGUGGUCAACACCGCGAGAUCACCACUGUCUCGCAAAACGACAGAUAUGACGCCGACAAUGAGCGCCCUGUCGGCGGAUUCGCCGCUUCUCACACGUUUAUACUCUCCGAAUACGAGAGCAACGACGACGCUGGUGACGAGCCCAAUCAAGAGGUCAAUAUGGCCAGGACCGCUCGCCCUACUUCUACUCCAUGUCAAAACUCGGUCAACGAUACCGACCACGCGCCCGUCGAUGAGACUCCGGCUUCCCUGUACGAUGUGAAUCUCGCGACUCUCGUCGGCGACGCUGAUGAUGACGGCUUGGACGAGGUGAACAUCGCCGGGGGCGGUGACGACUCGGAUGAGUCGACAAUCGACGGGAGCGACGACGAGAGCUUAUACGAGGCCACGAUCGUCGGGGGUGACGACGAUAUCUGGGAGGAGCUCGACGACGGCUCCUGGGUCCGGAUGAACUCCCGCCUGCGGGAGGCGGAGUUCCUUCGCCAUAUUCGGGACCUGGAGCGUCUCAGUCCUCACGAGUCUGACGAGGAGGAGGAGUUUGGUUUCUAUUUUGACCACGAGCAGGUUAACUUCGACUCCCAGAUGGCGUAG